Sphaeramia orbicularis (orbiculate cardinalfish) is the source of this 3976-nucleotide messenger RNA. RefSeq names its product NLR family CARD domain-containing protein 3-like. The record is from RefSeq and is a predicted model, not a curated record. The transcript is spliced from 15 exons. Bases 93 to 3767 code for a protein of 1224 amino acids. NCBI's taxonomy places the organism in Eukaryota, Metazoa, Chordata, Actinopteri, Kurtiformes, Apogonidae. Gene Ontology annotation, molecular function: protein binding.
CAUGCUCAUGACCUUCCUCAGUCGUCGUCUAUAGAUAAAAGUCAGACACAACAGGACAUUAACACUUCCUGUCAAACCUUUCAAAAUAAAAAAUGGAUCAGAGUGAGGACAGAGAGGAGGGACCCCCUCCUUGGAGUCCCCAUCAUGGACCUGGACCCGGACCUGGACCCAGCUGUAUGUCCAUGAAGAGUGAUGACUCCGUGGAACGAGAGAUAUAUUUUAAAAGAGGACAUGUUUGUGAGCCUCAUCCUGGACCCAGACUCGGACCCAGCUGUGUGUCCAUGAAGAGUGAUGACUCCAUGGAACGAGGGAUGUAUUUUAAAACAGGAUGUGCUCCAAAGACUCGACCUGGACCCAGCUGUGUAUCCAUGAAGAGUGAUGACUCCAUGGAACCCCCGCUGCUUUUUAAAAAAGGACAUGUUUGUGAGCCUCGUCCUGGACCUGGACCUGGACCUGGACCUGGACCUGGACCCGGACCUGGACCUGGACCCGGACCUGGACCCAGCUGUGUGUCCAUGAAGAGUGCUCACUCCAUGUUUCUCCCGAUAUGUUUUAAAACAGAGCAUGUUUCAGAGACUCAAGUGGAGCAGCAGAGCUCAGAGGUUCCCACUGGUCUACAGGAUCAGAUUCAGCUGGACUCCAUAUUUAAGAUGCUGGAGGAGAACAUCUGCACUUUUGUCAAGAACGAGCUGAAGAAGUUCCACAAGGUUCUGAGUCCAGAUUACCCAGAAUGCUUAAAGAGUCUUAAGGAUGAGGAUGAAGAGCAGAGGAGGAGCUCAGAGGCUUUUCUGAAGAUCACACUGAACUUCCUGAGGAGGAUGAAGCAGGAGGAGCUGGCUGAGCGUCUGCACCGCAGAAGUCAGUUUGGAGUUCAUCAGCGGAAACUGAAACGUAACCUGCAGCAGAAGUUUGAGUGUGUGUUCGAGGGCAUCGCUAAAGCAGGAAACCCCAAGACCCUCCUGAACCAGAUCUACACAGAGCUCUACAUCACAGAGGGAGGGGCUACAGAGGUCAACCAGGACCAUGAGGUCAGACAGAUUGAAACAGCAUCCAGGAACCCACACAAACCACCAACAACCAUCACAUGUGAAGACAUCUUUAAAACACCACCUGACAGAGAUCAACCAAUCAGAACAGUGCUGACAAAGGGCGUGGCCGGCAUCGGGAAAACAGUGUCCACACAGAAGUUCAGUCUGGACUGGGCUGAAGACAAAGCCAACCAGGACAUCCACUUCAUAUUUCCAUUCACCUUCAGAGAGCUGAAUGUGCUGAAACAGAAGAAGUUCAGCUUGGUGGAACUGGUUCAUCACUUCUUCAGUGAAACCAAAGAAGCAGGAAUCUGGAUCUUUGAAGACCUCCAGGUAGUGUUCAUCUUAGACGGUCUGGAUGAGUGUCGACCUCCUCUGGACUUCAACAACACUCAGAUCCUGACUGAUGCUACAGAGUCCACCUCAGUGGAUGUGCUGCUGAUGAACCUCAUCAGGGGAAACCUGCUUCCCUCUGCUCGCCUCUGGAUAACCACACGACCUGCAGCAGCCAGUCAGAUCCCUGCUCAGUGUGUUGACAUGGUGACAGAGGUCAGAGGGUUCACUGACCCCCAGAAGGAGGAGUACUUCAGGAAGAGGUUCAGAAAAAAGAAAAAGACCAAUAAAAUCAUCACCCACAUCAAGACGUCACGAAGCGUCCACAUCAUGUGUCACAUCCCAGUCUUCUGCUGGAUCACUGCUACAGUUCUGGAGGAUGUGUUGAAGACCACAAAGAGAAGACAACUGCCCAAGACCCUGACUGAGAUGUACAUCCACUUCCUGGUGGUUCAGGCCAAACUGAAGAAUGUCAAGUAUGAUGGAAGAUCUGAGACAGAUCCACACUGGAGUCCAGAGACCAGAAAGAUGAUUGAGUCUCUGGGAAAAUUGGCCUUUGAGCAGCUGAUGAAAGGAAACCUGAUCUUCUAUGAAUCAGACCUGACAGAGUGUGGCAUCGAUAUCAGCUCAGCCUCAGUGUACUCAGGAGUGUUCACAGAGAUCUUUAUAGAGGAGAGAGGACUGUACCAGGACCAGAGGUUCUGCUUCAUCCAUCUGAGUGUCCAGGAGUUUCUGGCUGCUCUUCAUGUCCAUCAGACCUUCAUCAACACUGGAGUCAAUCUGCUGUCAGAAGAACAAACCACAUCCCAGAGUACUGGCACGCACAAUGCAUUGUCAGUUGUAACACUUUUCUACCAGUCCGCUGUGGACCAGGCCUUACAGAGUCCAAAUGGACACCUGGACCUGUUCCUCCGCUUCCUCCUGGGUCUAUCACUUCAGACCAAUCAGAGUCUCCUACACAGUCUGAUGAAACCAACAGGGAGCAGCUCAAAGACCAAUCAGAAAACUGUAAACUACAUCAAGAAGAAGAUCAGUGAGAAUGUGUCUGCAGAGAGAAGCAUCAACCUAUUCCACUGUCUGAAUGAACUGGAUGCUAGAUCUCUGGUGGAACUGAUCCAACACGACCUGAGAUCAGGACGUCUGUCCACAGAACAACUGUCUCCUGCUGAGUGGUCAGCUCUGACCUUCAUCUUACUGUCAUCAGAAAAAGACCUGGAUGUGUUUGACCUGAAGAAAUUCUCCGGUUCAGAGGAGGUUCUUCUGAGGCUGCUGCCAGUGGUCAAAGCCUCCAACAAAGCUCUACUCAGUGGCUGUAACCUGUCAGAGAGAAGCUGUGAAGCUCUGUCCUCAGUUCUCAGAUCCCAGUCCUGUAGUCUGACACAUGUGGAUCUGAGCAACAAUGACCUGAAGGAUUCAGGAGUGAAGAUCCUGUCAGAUGGACUGAAGAGUCCAGGAUGCAGACUGGACACUCUCAGACUCAGUGGCUGUAACCUGUCAGAGAGAAGCUGUGAAGCUCUGUCCUCAGUUCUCAGAUCCCAAUCCUCUAGUCUGACACUUCUGGAUCUGAGCAACAAUGACCUGAAGGAUUCAGGAGUGAAGAUACUGUCAGAUGGACUGAAGAGUCCAGGAUGCAGACUGGACACUCUCAGAUUGUCAGGAUGUCUGAUCUCAGAGGUAGGAUGUUCUUCUCUGGUCUCAGCCCUAAAGUCCAACCCGUCCCAUCUCAGACAGCUAGACCUGAGCUACAACCAUCCAGGAGAUUCAGGACAGGAGCUGUCUGCUCUAGUGGAGGAUCCACACUGGAGACUGGACACUGUCAGGUUGGAGCCCAGUGGAGUCCGAUGGUUGAGACCAGGUCUGAGGAAGUAUUUCUGUGAACUCACCCUGGAUCCAAACACAGCGAACAGAGAACUCAAACUGUCUGAAAACAACAAGAAGGUGGAACAUGUGGAGGAGGUUCAGUCAUAUCCUGAUCAUCAGGACAGAUUUGAGUUCCAUCAUCAGCUGAUGUGUUCAACUGGUCUGACUGGUUGCUGUUACUGGGAGGUCCAGUGGAAUGGAUGGGUUGAAAUAUCAGUGACUUACAGAGGAAUCAGAAGGAAAGGAGACAGUACAGACUGUGAGUUUGGAGGAAAUGAUCAGUCCUGGAGUCUGGAGUGUAAUGAAGGUGGAUACGGUGUUUGGCAUAAUAAGAAAUACACACACCUCCCUCAGUCCUCCUCCUCCUCCUCCUCCUCUGGUACAGUAUCAGUGUAUGUGGACUGUCCUGCAGGAUCUGUGUCCUUCUACAGAGUCUCCUCUGACAAACUGAUCCACGUCUACACCUUCAAAACCACAUUCACUGAACCACUGUUUGGUGGCUUUAGACUGAGGACUGGAUCCUCAGUGUGUUUGUGUGAUGUGUAGAUGUGUUGUAUAGUUGUGUAGGUGCGUUGUGUUUUGUACAACAUGGAAUUGUUCAAGACAAAUCAGUUGAAUUUUAACACAAUUCUGUCUGAGUUGAUCUUCUACAAAUACACACAACAUUUAGAAACACCAAUAGCAUAAAUCAGCCUGAAUUCAACAAUUAUUUUGUUUAUUUUUGGCGCUUGUUUUGUUAAUUUUACUUUUUUUUU